AUGGUGGUGUGUGGAAGCCGUCCGUUGGCUAUGAGCCAUGGCAAUUCGCUGCGGAUUGUGGGCGGCUCCAGUGUUUUGCCAGGAACUUGGCCCUGGGUCGUCAGCUUCCAGUUCCCAACACGAGAAGGAUACAGGCACUUCUGUGCAGGCUCGCUUAUCAACGCCCGCUGGGUACUUUCUUCAGCUCACUGCUUUGUCAUCCAAAGGUUCCUAAAAGUUGAUUAUUUGAGGGUUCAGAUUGGCGUCACUCAGCGCUCCAACCCAGGCCAGGAUGCCCAGAUGCGCUCCAUCAAGAGACUGGUGGACCACGAGCACUUCAGCCACAAUGGGUACCUCAACGACAUCUCCCUGAUAGAGCUGGACCAGCCGGUGCUUUGCAAUGACUUCAUCCAGCCGGCCUGUUUGCCAGACGAGAACCUGAACCUGGAAUCCCUGAGCCAUUGCUACACCUGCGGCUGGGGCAUCACGGAGAUAAAGUGGCGUGCCGAGUACGCGGACAUCCUACAAGAGGCCAAGGUGAUGGUGAUGCCCAACAAGAUAUGCAACAGCAGCGACUGGUAUCACACACGAAUCAGAGAAGAGAACAUCUGUGUCAUAUCUAAUGAAGCAAAAAUUGACCGCUGCAAGGGUGACGGGGGCAGCCCCCUCAUGUGCCGGCUAAGAAGGUCUGAGCGCUUCUGGGUCGUUGGACUCAACAGCUGGGGCAGCGGCUGCACUGUAGGGAAAGUCCCAGGAAUCUUCACUGCCACCCAGAACUUCUAUUACUGGAUCCAGAGGAUACUGAAGAAUCCACCGGAGUCUGCUCUCGUUCCACCAUUCAAGCCAACAACACCAACAACACCACCCACCACCAGGCUCACCUCCCCAUUCGUGCCCCCGGCUUGGGCUACCGCAAAAAAUUUAGCAAGACCCACAUAUGGAUUGGUGAAUGGCGUGUAUUUUGGGUAUGGGGGAAAGGCACGGCCUACCUAUUCAUUUGAACGCCCUGGUUACAGCCCUACGACUGCACGGCCGCGUAGCACCUGGGGCUGGUACACAGGGCCGAAGAGGACUUUCCCUCCGUACAGCCCGACGCCAUACCGGCCAACGCCUUCCCGGUACUACAGCACCACAAAGUUCCUUGGCUGGAACGUGGGGCCAAGCAUCAUCUAUAGGCUGCCCAGGCGGAAGACCACAGCAAAGCCCCAGAUCCAGUGGCAGUACUCGGUUUGGACCAGGCCUAAUUACUGGGCCACACGUAGGCCCUGA
Messenger RNA from Rhineura floridana, 1248 nucleotides. Its product is annotated as acrosin-like. The record is from RefSeq and is a predicted model, not a curated record. Gene Ontology annotation, biological process: proteolysis; acrosome reaction. Gene Ontology annotation, molecular function: serine-type endopeptidase activity. The transcript is spliced from 5 exons. Lineage: Eukaryota; Metazoa; Chordata; Lepidosauria; Squamata; Rhineuridae. Bases 1 to 1248 code for a protein of 415 amino acids.